This is a messenger RNA of Neltuma alba, 2000 nucleotides long. RefSeq names its product metal transporter Nramp3. NCBI's taxonomy places the organism in Eukaryota, Viridiplantae, Streptophyta, Magnoliopsida, Fabales, Fabaceae. The transcript has 4 exons. Gene Ontology annotation, biological process: manganese ion transport; positive regulation of reactive oxygen species metabolic process; iron ion transmembrane transport. The coding region runs from base 121 to 1662 and encodes 513 amino acids. Gene Ontology annotation, molecular function: manganese ion transmembrane transporter activity; cadmium ion transmembrane transporter activity. Gene Ontology annotation, cellular component: vacuolar membrane. The record is from RefSeq and is a predicted model, not a curated record.
GCCUCGAACUGAAAUGAAACCAGAAGCACUGUGGAGUCCAUCACUUGCCAAACUCACACUCCUCUCUCACUGAAGCGUUUGGCUGGCGUGACCCCUACGCCACUUCCCCCCUCUCGCUCCAUGUCUACCCAGGACCAACCACUCUUACACGGCUCACGCGAGGAGGAGGCGACUGAAACCGCCUAUGAUUCGUCGGAGAAGAUCGUUGUCGUCGGGGUUGCCGACGCCGACGCCGACGAUUUCGGUCGGGCGCCACCGUUCUCAUGGAAGAAGCUCUGGCUUUUCACUGGCCCUGGCUUUCUCAUGAGCAUCGCGUUUCUCGAUCCUGGGAAUUUGGAGGGUGAUCUUCAGGCUGGUGCUGUUGCUGGCUACUCACUUCUAUGGCUCCUCAUGUGGGCGACGGCUAUGGGGCUUCUCGUUCAGCUCCUGUCCGCCAGGCUCGGCGUCGCCACCGGAAGGCACUUGGCUGAGCUCUGCCGAGAGGAGUACCCCACGUGGGCCAUGAUGGUGUUGUGGUUUAUGGCGGAGGUGGCUCUAAUUGGGGCUGACAUCCAAGAGGUUAUUGGAAGUGCUAUUGCUAUUAGGAUUCUAAGUAACGGAUUUGUGCCUCUUUGGGCUGGGGUCGUCAUCACAGCUUUGGAUUGUUUUAUUUUUCUUUUUCUGGAGAACUAUGGUGUGAGGAAACUGGAAGCACUUUUUGCAGUUCUCAUUGGUAUAAUGGCGCUUUCAUUUGCGUGGAUGUUUGGCGAAGCAAAGCCCGACGGCUUAAAUAUUCUUCUAGGUCUUUUGGUUCCAAAACUUAGUUCCAAAACAAUACAGCAGGCUGUUGCAGUUGUAGGCGGCAUCAUCAUGCCUCACAAUGUGUUCUUGCAUUCUGCUCUUGUUCAAUCGAGACAGAUUGACUCAACCAAGAAAGGACGAGUUCAAGAAGCUCUUAAUUAUUAUACUAUUGAAUCCGCUGCAGCACUUGCGGUCUCGUUAGUCAUUAACAUAUUUGUCACAACUGUGUUUGCCAAGGGUUUCUAUGGUACUGAACAAGCAAAUAGCGUUGGUCUUGAAAAUGCAGGGCAGUAUCUUCAGCAGAAGUAUGGUGGUGGACUUUUUCCUAUCUUAUAUAUAUGGGGUAUUGGGUUAUUAGCGGCUGGCCAAAGUAGCACCAUUACUGGCACUUAUGCCGGACAAUUUAUCAUGGGGGGUUUUCUGAAUUUAAGGUUGAAAAAAUGGGUGAGGGCUUUAAUUACACGAAGUUGUGCUAUUAUCCCAACCAUGAUCGUUGCUCUUGUCUUUAAUUCCUCUGAGGACUCAUUAGAUGUCCUAAACGAAUGGCUCAAUAUUCUUCAGUCAGUUCAGAUCCCUUUUGCUCUUAUUCCCUUGCUUUGCUUGGUGUCAAAGGAGCAGUUGAUGGGGACUUUCAGGAUUGGCGUUGUCCUCAAGAUUAUUUCCUGGUUUGUGGCUGCUUUAGUUAUAGUCAUUAAUGGCUAUCUGUUGGUGGAAUUCUUCAUCUCUGAAGUGAGUGGAGCAGUGGUUAGCACCGUAGUGUCUGUGUUCACAGUCAUGUAUGUUGCAUUCAUAAUCUACCUCGCUUCACGGAUGAUCACCUUCUUGCCGUGGCAUAGACCAUGGCAAACCAAGGCAAACACUGACACGGAAUUGACGAGUUGAUUGAUUCCCAGACCAAGAUCAAACAUACAAGCCUUGAGAUGUUACUGAAGGCUUUCAACAAGACUUGUCAUGCCCUGUAUUCUUUUUAGGCAUAUUCGUGCUUUUUGUUUUGUAUUACAAGUUUAUGCAGGGGAAUAUUGCAGUGUAGAUUUUUCUCUGUCAUGAUACUUGCAGUAUAGAUCUUUACUUUCUAGUGAUGUAAUGGCUGUACCAUAGAAGUUGUAAUAUGUCAGCUCCUUCCUGCAUUUUCAGUCCGUGGUGGGAAUUGUUAAUUAGAAAGUAUACAUUAUAAUCAAGCGAGGUGUCGACUUUGUCAAUGAUGUAGAGAAUUCUUCAAA